AAUCAGAACUUAAAAUAAUUUUCAUCCAAAAAAAAGAAAAUGAAAAGUUGAAUUGCUUUUGAUUGAAAAAGAAAAAAGAGCAGAAGAAGCCUUGAUUGCCGUCAUCCCCACUCCUCUCCCCCAAAUCCAUAAUUCUCGUCAAUUUUGAUGAUUUUUUCUUAACUGAAUAUUCCAUUAACGAACCCAAUAAAGCUUCCAUUUUUUUUUAACGAAGAAUACAGUCACUUUCCCAUUUCCAUUUUUCAUAGUUAUGUCUGGUCUUUUUUUGGCAACCCAACAGAUUUGAGCUAGGGUUUUGGGUUUUGUUUUGAUUGGGGGAUAGCUUUUUUUUAUUCUGAAUUGUUCGCUUUUCGGAUUCUUCUUGGGGUUUGGUUUGGAUUCAGAUUGGAUUGUCUUAGCUUGAGCUUGGGAAGAUGAUGAGGUUGUGAUUUUCGGGACCGGAGUUGGGGUUGAGGGUGGGGAUUUGAUACAAUGCGGUUAUUUUCUUCGAGCUCAGGUUCGAGCUCGACCAACGGUAAAGCUAAUCGAGCUUUGUUGUACCUCAAUAUAUAUGAUCUAACGCCUGUAAAUAACUACCUUUACUGGUUUGGGCUCGGGAUCUACCAUUCGGGCAUCGAAGCGCAUGGUAUGGAGUACGGCUUUGGAGCCCAUGAGUACCCUUCUAGUGGGGUAUUUGAGGUUGAACCCAGAAGUUGCCCUGGAUUUAUUUUUAGACGUUCAGUGUUGUUGGGCAGCAUUGAUAUGUCUCCUUCAGAAUUUCGAUCAUUUAUGGAGCACCUUUCAGGAGAAUACCAUGGGGACACUUAUCAUUUAAUUGCCAAGAAUUGCAAUCAUUUUACUAGUGAAGUUUGCAUGCAGCUUACUGGAAAGCCUAUUCCUGGAUGGGUCAAUCGGCUUGCUCGAGUAGGUUCUUUUUGUAAUUGUCUUCUGCCAGAAAGCAUUCAGAUUACUGCAGUAAGACAUCUUCCUGAUCAUCCAACUUAUUCAGAUGAUGAUAAUGAUGAAUCAGUAUCUCUUCCAUCAACUGGGACGGCUGACAGUGAUGAGCAGCCAGAUCAUCAGCUGCUGCCUACGCCAAAUGGUGAAGUGGCAUUCUUAGUGGAAAAACCAGUGAGGUUAGCCAGGGAACUCCUCUGAUUUCAUCUCAAAUUCUUAGCCGUCUAUACAUUGGUUAUUCCUUCUUGUUGUUAUAUGUAUUUAUAUGAUCUGAACGUGUAGAGAAAAAUGUCUCAAUUAAGUUGUUUGAGGAAUAUAGUAUAAUGCUGGUAAAGUAGCAAUAUCGCCCCAGAUUUGUAUGCCACCUUGUCUCUAGAGUGUGAUAAGUCAAAUUUGUUUUGACUAUGUUUGAUUGCUUUUAAGUAUUUGGCUCCUAAGAGUGCAGAAAAUAUUACAAUGCUUUGGAAGGUUUCUACAAAUCUUUGCAAGGAUGAAAUGGUAAAUUAUUCCAUUCACAAUUUUUUAUA
Messenger RNA from Humulus lupulus (European hop), 1463 nucleotides. RefSeq names its product deSI-like protein At4g17486. The coding region runs from base 472 to 1137 and encodes 221 amino acids. Gene Ontology annotation, molecular function: deubiquitinase activity. The record is from RefSeq and is a predicted model, not a curated record. Gene Ontology annotation, biological process: protein deubiquitination. Lineage: Eukaryota; Viridiplantae; Streptophyta; Magnoliopsida; Rosales; Cannabaceae. The transcript is spliced from 4 exons.